ACCCACGGAUAAACUAUUGAGCACUCAACAGGAGUUGGUAGGUUACAAGGCGCAAAACUGUGGCGCCUUGUAUGAUAUUGUUGUUUGUUUUCGCAAUUUUUCCAAAAACCCCUGAAGUCACGGACCCAGGUCUGCUUAUGGACGACUUUUUCAUCCUCAUUGGUUUGUCCACACCCCUUCGGAGAUAAGGACGGGAGCAAGCCUUCAGCUUUGCUUGCAGGAGAGGGAGAAAGUGACAAUCGAGAAAUUGGAGGCCAAAUGACAAGGGAGCGUCACAGCAUCGCGUGAAGAAGUCUCUUUGAAUUUAUUUAUAUAAUUUGCCUAUUUCUGAUGAAGGAACUCGCGGAAUUAGUUUCCUUUUUAUUGAUUUGACAUUUUCAUUUGAAAUUCGGAUUCCACGAUUUGGAGUGACUGACAAGGCUACCUACCCUGGCGGCAGACAUGGAGUCCCUCCAGAGCUGUCUCCACCAUGUCCCUUUCCGUGCGCCCAUCGCGCCGAGUCAUCUCCAGAUCCGUCACUAGGAGCCAGUCCUUUGCCGGGGUCAACUCCUACGAUAAGCCCUACAGGAACCUGUCGGUGUUCAGCACCCCGAGGGUCACCAGGAAGCCCUCCAGAGCCAGUAGGAUGUUCACCCUCUCUGCCAAAUCCCCACCGCCCAAGGUGCCCCAGCCAGAGAGGCUGGAUGAGGUCUACGAGGCUCUGAAGAGAGGCCUGCAGUCUUACCUGCAGGUGCACCAGAUAGAGCUGGACAGCCUGAGCCGACAAAUGAGGGAAUCCAAGAGGAACUCUCGUCUGGGGUUUCUCUAUGAGCUGGAUAAGCAAGUGAAGGUGGUUGAGAGGUUUAUGCGACGGCUUGAGUUCCAUCUCAGCAAGAUUGACGAGCUGUAUGAGGCCUACUGUAUGCAGCACCGGCUGAGGGAUGGGGCCAAUAAGAUGGUGAAGGCCUACACAGUCUCCCAGGGCAGCCGCGAGGCCAGAGAGAGCCUGUCUGAGGCCAACAAAGGCUACAAAGAGUACACAGAGAACAUGUGCAUGCUGGAGAGCGAGCUGGAAAACCAGCUGGGGGAGUUCCAUGUUAAGAUGAAGGGUCUAGCAGGGUUUGCACGGCUUUGUGCUGGGGACACGUAUGAGAUCUUUAUGAAAUAUGGGCGGCAGCGCUGGAAGCUGAGGGGAAGGAUGGAGAUCAAUGGCAAGCAGGUGUGGGACAGCGAGGACAUGGUCUUUCUGCCUCUCAUCACAGAGUUCCUAUCAAUAAAGGUGACAGAGCUGAAGAGCCUGGCCAAUCAUGUGGUGGUGGGGAACGUGUCAUGUGAGACCAAAGACCUCUUUGCUGCUCUACCCCGGACGGUGGCCGUGGACAUCAAUGACCUGGGGACCAUCAAACUGAGCCUGGAGGUCACCUGGAACCCUUUCGACAAGGAUGACCAAGCCUCGGCCGCCAGCACUGUCAACAAACCCCCCACGGUGAACAAACGCUUCUCCACCUACAACCAGAGUCCUCCUGAUACCCCCUCCUUACGGGAACAGGCCUUCUAUAACAUGCUGAGGAGGCAGGAGGAGGUGGAGAAUGGCACAGCCUGGUCUAACUCUUCGGAGUCGUCAGAUGACUCGUCCAGCCCCCAGCUGUCCCUGGGGCUGCGUCACGCCAACAAGAAUCUGGUCCAGCUAGAGGUUCAGGCCGCCGCGCCCUCCAUUGAGAUCUCCUUUGCUCCCAGAGACUCUGCCACCUCCACCCCUACCCGCUCAGCCAAACCAGAGGAUGUGCAGAAGGAGGAGCCAGACACUGGAGCAGCAGGGAAAGAGGAGGAUUCUGGGAAACAGGCUGUGCCUAACGGCCAAACACGUUAUUCACGCUCCCUCAGCCAUAUCAGUGAGAACAGUGCCGAUGGCGUACUGAUGGACAGGUCAACUUGCGAAUCAGUGGAGCCCUCUGAGGCCACCUCCCUGCAGUCUGGGAUCUCUAUAAACGAUAUUGAGAUGGAGAUGCCUGCCAGGGCGGAGUCAGCCUCUGUCCCAGCUGAGACUGUGGUGGUCAGGGAACCAUCUGAGCAACCCGCCCCAGCUACUGUCACCGGGGAGGAGAGCAGGCCGGAGAGCAGGUAUUCUGCAGGGUCUAUAGAGUCAGACACGGGGUUAGAGGUUGUUUCAGGGGCUGUUUCAGAGGUAGAUCCAGAACUCCAGAGCUCUGCACCCACUAGGACUGAUGCCGUGUCUCAGCAAGGUGCCUCUCUGGAUCUCAGGGCAGACUCACAAGCACAGACCCAGAGCACAGAGGAAAUAUCAUACACUGCCCACAGGGCGGUGGUGGUGGAGGCCGAGAAGCCUGGGCCUGUAGUAGUGGCCAGCCCCACAGAGGGUGAGAAGCAGCAGGCUGUGGACAGUGAAGUUGAGGAAGCCCUGAGUGCAGUCAUCGCUUCUCUGGAUGACUACAGGGGACAGUUUCCUGAGUUACAGGUCCUGGAGCAGGAGCUCAGACUACUGGAGGAGACAUUAACGGGCCGUACAUGCAGUUGUUUGUCCAGUGUCCAGAGUCUGGCGGUGGAGACGGCUCUCGGCAGCUUUGACUUCCUCAAUAUCUCAGACCUGGAGGAUGAAGAGGAGGAGGAGGAUGGGGAGAAAGGGAGUGUGACAGACAGGCCACCAGAGGAGAGUGCAGGGGAGGAUGAGUGCUGUGAGGAGAGAUGCUGGGAGUCCCACUCCUCUAGACCUGUGAGCACAGGCUGCCAGGCUCUAGAUCAUACACUACUGGUCCAUCUGAAAAACUGCAGUGCACAACUUCUGAGGCUGGGGACCUUUGGGCCUCUGCGCUGUGGGGAGAUGUAUGCUCUGGACCGCCUGCUCAGGGAGGCCCGCGUCCUCGAGCUCAUCAGACGUGUUGCCAAGGAGACCCCUGGAGGAGCCACUCAGCCAGAUGAGGUGGUUCCCCAGUUAGAACAGUGCCAAGGGGCAACAUUGCUAUGGCAGCAGUGUACGGAUGAUGGCAGUGUGUACAGCACCUCCACAGACGCUUUCCUCACAACACUGGCCACUGCUUACACCAACAGACUGCCCGAGAGAGGAGUUAGCCUGGCAGACACAGUGUUCUUGCGUCUGGUGGAGAGGAUUCUGGAGAGGAGGCUGCCCACGCGUGGGGGCGGGGUGGCCAGAGACAUGCUGACCCUCUUCCAGUUCUGGAGCUACCUAGAGGCCGAGGGAGUGAGCGAGUUGGACACACACAUCAUUGAAUUAGCGGAGGAGGUGUGGCUGGUUCAGAGCCUGCAGUCAGGGGACCAGGAGGUACUGGUGAAGGCCCUGAAGAGGCCUCCAGAGAGCAGCCUGAAGAGGGAGGGCCUGCAUGCUGUCAGCCUACUGCUCAGGGACCCGCGUGGGAAGGUGUCUGCCUCUGCCAGCUCCCUGCUCCGGAGCCUCGCCGACCAGCCACGCCAUCGAGAGAGGGCCCUAGUAAGCUGUCUGGAGCUUCUGGAGAAUGAGAGUGUGGAGACGCGAGUGUGUGGCUGUAAAGCACUUGCAUGUCUGAAGGCCAAAGAGAGCAUCGACCAGCUGGUCUAUCUCUGUCGAUCAGACAAGGAGGAUGUGAGGGACGCUGCCAAACAAGCGCUGCUGGUGCUUGGCGAGGAGGGGAAGUUGGCCCACAGACACGUUGAGAUAUCACUGCAGGAGGGAGUGCCACGCCUCUUCUCCCCUGGCAGCAUGGCCAGCACCGCCUUCUAAUGCCACUAGAACGGAAUACUGAUACCGUCAUGCCCAUGUCAACACACUGUUACAGCCAUUAUGCCAUACACACAUUAAAAUAUACACUGUCAAACAGGGUGGAAUAUACCCAGAUGCAAAGAGGAUGCUGACUUUUGCACAUACACUCACUAACACUGGGAUGACAUCUACAGCUUGACACGAAGUCAGUGAACUAAACUCUCAUAUUACCAACCUGUGUGUAAAUAAGUGAUAACUACUCAUGAAAACUGUGGAAUUGUAGAAGCGAUGAAGAGUGGUAGAAGUAUUUUACUGCCUUACAGUAUGUUUUGGUCUGGUGGUGUUGCCUUCUGAGUCAUGUAAUUAUAGCUGGGAUGAUGAAUGGAUGGAAGGACACUGCAAUCAUUGUGUCAGAUCAUGGCAUGGAUAGAACAAAGUGGGAAAGUGACAUGAUUACUUUUCUGGGGAAAUGCACUUAUUAUUUGCUUAAUUUGUGAUGAAGCAGGUUGGUCUGUGUGGAGAAUGACUUUGAGUGUUUGGUAGGAGUACUGAAGUAAGUCAUGGGGAUGGAAGGGAUUGGGUUGUUCCUCAGGAGAUGAUGGUGGUGAAACAGUUCCAAAUUCUAGGACCACAGUCUGAUGAGGAGCUUGUUGCCAUGCCGGUCGGGAAAGGAAGUCUGAAGAAAAUUAUUACAGUGCCAUCAUUCCAUACUAUCAUUAUAUGCUUUGUGGAAAUAUAUAUUCCCACUGGAAGUGUAUAUGUUAUAUAAUUGUAGUGUAAUUCGGUUGGAAUUGUUGAGACAAUUGGAGUAAAUUCAUAUUUGGUUUGAGUGCUGAUGCCUCAAGUCACCAUGCACUUCCUGAGACUCAUGCCACUGGGGAUAUAACUGAAGAUUAUUUCUGCUGUAUUGGUGGUGGAGUUAUUUUCUUUCUUUUUUUAUUGAAAACUUAAAACUGUGCUGGACUGGACUUUUGCCUUUGGAGCAGACAACUUCUCACUUAAAUAGACAACCACACUGCUAGGACUGGCCACCUGCUGGCCAUUAUAGUGUAGAAUCAGGGUGUGAUGAGAACCUGCAUUCACUGUAUAUUAUUUACAUAGCAGAUUCAUCAGUUUUAUUAUAUAGGACUUCAAAAUAACAAUAUACAUUGAAGGAGCUUUUUAAGUUGUCUAAGUGCCUCAAGUUAGUGGUGAGAUGAGACUAAGAAUGAAGAGAUACAGUGCUAAUAGAAACACUGCAGCAAAGUAUAUUUUCCAUAUGACUCAAAUUGUGCAGCAUUAAAAUAAAUGAUUUUCUUUCCAUAAAAGUAUAGUCUGGCAGAUAUCUUGCCUGGCAAUAAAUGUAAACGAAUUAUUAAUAAAAAUGUGUUCAAAAAUAAAGUUUCCUUUUGCUGUAA
Molecule: messenger RNA, 5088 nt
Organism: Salvelinus namaycush (lake trout)
Lineage: Eukaryota; Metazoa; Chordata; Actinopteri; Salmoniformes; Salmonidae
Gene: ripor1
Product: RHO family interacting cell polarization regulator 1
Exons: 22
Coding region: 470-3712 (1080 amino acids)
Source: RefSeq, a predicted model, not a curated record